CCCUGAAGCAAAUCCAUAGCUCUCUCUCUCUCUCUCUCUCUCUCUUUCUCUCUGCACUGCUCUCGACCUUCCUAAAUCUUCCUUCUGAAGCAGAGAGAAGAGCAAAAGAAGCCGAUCAUCCCCCCUCUUCUUCUCUUCUACGCCUCUCACAAAAUCAUCUCUUGGAGAACUGAAGCAGGUCGCAAACAAGAGGAAGAUGAUGCAAGACCCGUGGAACAUCAAUGCUCCCACCGGAAUCCGGCCAUCGAAAUCAGCACCCUGCUCGCCUAUUAAACCAAUCGUGAGGCCAAGGCCCGACUCGUUCCACAUCACCCACAAAGUCCCCAUAGGAGACACUCCCUAUGUGAAGGCGAAACGGGUUCAGCUAGUGGAUAAGGACCCUGAGAAGGCAAUUCCAUUGUUUUGGGCUGCAAUCAAUGCCGGGGACCGGGUUGAUAGCGCACUCAAGGAUAUGGCCAUUGUAAUGAAACAGCAGAAUCGAGCGGAGGAAGCUAUUGAAGCUAUAAAGUCGCUGAGGAACCGGUGUUCGGAUCAGGCGCAGGAGUCCCUAGAGAACAUUCUUUUGGAUCUUUUCAAGAGGUGUGGGAGAUUGGAUGAUCAGAUAGCUCUCUUGAAUCACAAGUUGCAACUUAUCCAGCAAGGGCUGGCCUUCAAUGGGAGGCGCACGAAGACGGCUCGGUCUCAGGGGAGGAAAUUCCAAGUCUCUCUGGAGCAAGAAGCAACCAGACUUCUAGGGAAUCUAGGCUGGGCACUGAUGCAGAAGGAUAACUAUAUUGAAGCUGAGGGGGCCUACAGAAGAGCCCUUCUGAUUGCUUCUGAUAACAAUAAGAUGUGCAACCUGGGCAUCUGUUUGAUGAAGCAAGGGAAGAUUGCCGAGGCCAAAGAGACCCUCAAACAGGUGAGGCCAGCGGUUGUUGAUGGCCUAAGAGGAGCUGAUUCCCAUUUGAAAGCCUACGAGAGAGCUCAGGAGAUGCUCCGCGAUCUCGAGGCUAAAUUCUCAGGUCGCACUGCCAGGGAUCAAUUCGAUAAAGAAAAUAGGCUCUUCGAUGCAUUCAUCGGCUCUUCCUCGAUAUGGCAACCUCAACCUUGCAUCGACUACACGAUGCCACCACGAGAACGCUUCGGUGAUGAAAAUGUCAAUGUGAACAGAAUAAGCACCAAUGCAAAGCCUGAAUUCUUGUCGAACAUUGCGCUCAACGUCGAUGCACCACCGUUCUAUUCGUCAAAGAUGAUAAGAGACCCGAAUGGGAUCGAUCAUCCGUUCCAGGAUCCAAUUUUCGGUAACCUCAAGAGGACAAGGUCGGGCAACGCCGUGGAGAAGUCCCUCCCACCUAGAGUGCCAAUGGAGAGAACAAAGGAAGAAAGCAACACAAAGAAAUCUCUCUCUGUUGAAGGGAGAGAUGAUAACUGGCCAGAAUUGCCAGACAACAUUGAGUUCAAUGAUGCCAUUGUGGCAGCAGUUCUAGCUCCUGUUCUUGAGGAUACUGGUAAUACUGAUACUGGUAAGACUGAUGCUAAUAAUAACACAAGCCCAGCGUUGAACGAGGGGAAAAUGGGGAAGAGGCUCAGGAUUUUCCAGGAUAUCACUAAGGCAACUUCUCUAAAUGAUAGGUUUCUUUAGGAGAAGGGAAUGAAAGUCUUCAAUUAAUUGUCUUUUGCUAGUGAGUGGUGGUAGUAGAAGUAGUAGUAGGAAGGAGAUGAUCUUGUUCUCCUCGAUCCCCUCACAAUGGGAAUUGUUUAUUUAGAGCAGCAUGGAAAUAUGUUCUGCUUGCUUGUUUGAAAUGAUCAUUGUAACAAAACAGACAGCUAAUAACAAUCAAUUGUUUUAUUAUUUA
Molecule: messenger RNA, 1835 nt
Organism: Phoenix dactylifera (date palm)
Lineage: Eukaryota; Viridiplantae; Streptophyta; Magnoliopsida; Arecales; Arecaceae
Product: protein POLLENLESS 3-LIKE 2-like
Molecular function (GO): protein binding
Source: RefSeq, a predicted model, not a curated record